AUGGCUUCUUCUUCUCAUAACAAGUCGUCUCAGCACCCAUUAUCACCGGUCCCUUUGAUGGUAACAAACUCUUUUGAUGAAGAGGCAAUCAUGCCCAAAAAUCCAUCGGGUGACAGUCGUCUAAGAAUAUCUCGCCUCCAGCGGUCCCUAUCUGUUUCAUCCGCCGCAAGGCCUUCAGGACGUCCAGGACCAAAUGACCUGAACCAUAGCCCGGUGUUUCCUCACUCGCUAGACGUAAUACGGAAUAAUCCAGAUCCAGCACUACCGUUGGUUCAUCAUGCCUCGCACCGGCCUUCGCAGUCGAUUGAUGGCGAUGCUUCGAUCGCAUCUACUGCGGCCACAGUGGUCCGCUCCAGGGAUUACUCGGAGUAUUCGGAUCCCACUGUCAAACUAGCUUAUGACGAUGUAUCGCUGUCAGAAGCACUCGCACCAAAUCCUCGCGAUGAAGCUGAUUUCGAUGUUGACGAAAAUCGGUUCGCCUUCUCGCCAGGACAGCUGAACAAAAUGCUGGAUCCCAAGUCCCUCGCAGCUUUCUAUGUCCUCGGUGGCUUGCGAGGGUUGGAGAAAGGCCUCCGAACGGACCUACGGGCCGGUCUAUCCGUCGAUGAGAGUCGACUGGAAGGUUUUGUCGAUUUUCAGCAGCUGACGUCACCCCUUAACGACAAGCAACCCUAUAUCGCUAAACCGCAACUGGAAGCCAAUCCGGCUCCGGCAGUAACUUUAGCAACCAACGGCCCUUCACAAUUCGAGGACCGCAUCCGGGUUUACGCCACGAACAGGCUACCGGCUCGAAAGUCAACUGGGUUCUUCAAGCUGUUCUGGGUCGCUUAUAACGAUAAGAUCAUCAUAUUGUUGACCGUUGCCGCUAUUGUUUCAUUGUCUCUGGGGAUAUAUGAAACGGUGGAGGGCGGUACAGGCGUGGAGUGGGUGGAGGGGGUGGCUAUCUGCGUGGCGAUUCUGAUCGUCACCGUGGUCACCGCUGCUAAUGACUGGCAAAAGGAAAAACAAUUUGCCAAACUCAACAAGCGAAACAAUGACCGCGAGGUCAAAGCUAUCCGCUCAGGCAAGUCAACAUUGAUAUCUGUUUACGAUAUUAUGGUGGGCGACGUGCUCCACCUAGAGCCUGGUGACUCUAUUCCCGCUGAUGGGAUCUUGAUCUCGGGACAUGGUGUGAAAUGCGACGAGUCAUCAGUUACUGGCGAGUCAGACCACAUGAAGAAGACGAAUGGCUAUGAAGUUUGGCAGCAGAUUAUUGAAGGCCGCGCAAACAAAAAUCUUGACCCGUUUAUGGUCUCCGGCAGCAAGGUUCUCGAAAGCGUGGGCACCUAUCUGGUGACCAGUGUUGGACGGUUUUCCACAUACGGUCGGAUCAUGCUGUCGCUGCAGACUUCCAACGAUCCUACACCACUCCAGGUAAAACUGGGUCGUCUUGCAAAUUGGAUCGGGUAUUUGGGAUCAGCUGCAGCCAUCAUUCUCUUCCUCGUCCUGUUAUUCCAAUUCGUUGCCGAUCUCCCAAAUCAUCCUGAUCAGAGCCCUACUGUCAAGGGCCAGCACUUCGUGGAUAUUCUAAUUGUGGCUGUGACUGUUAUUGUUGUCGCCGUCCCAGAGGGUCUUCCGCUCGCAGUCACACUUGCUCUGGCCUUUGCUACGACUCGUAUGGUCAAGGAGAAUAACCUGGUUCGCGUUCUACGGGCCUGCGAGACAAUGGGAAAUGCCACGGUAAUAUGCUCUGAUAAGACAGGAACCUUAACACAAAACAAAAUGACAGUCGUCGCCGGCACCUGGGGCUCAAAUCAAAGCUUCAGUCGGCCAUCCGAGGGUGAAAUUGGACCUAGCUCGAUGAAUAUCUCAGAGGUUUUCCAGCAAAUGUCGGCUCCGGUGCGGAACCUUAUUAUUCAGAGUGUUGCCUUGAACUCUACCGCUUUUGAGGAAGGGAUAAAUAGCCAAAAAGAGUUCAUUGGGAGCAAGACUGAAGUCGCACUGCUUCAAUUAGCCCAUGAUUAUUUGGGCAUGGAUCUCACCCUAGAGCGGGGAUCCGCCGAGAUCGUCCAGCUUAUUCCAUUCGACUCGAUGCGGAAAUGCAUGGGUCUCGUUUAUCGCCAUUCUAGUAUAGGUUAUCGGCUUCUUGUUAAGGGUGCUCCCGAGCUGAUGGUCCGUGCGUGUUCUGCGAAGAUUGCAGAUAUAGCUACUUCUGAGGAGAGACUCCACGCGGAGACGCUGUCAGAGGACGACAGACGUAAAAUUAUUGAGACCAUUGAUCAAUAUGCCAGGGCGUCUCUUCGAACGAUUGGAAUGGUGUACAAGGACUAUUUAACCUGGCCUCCGACAGAGGCUAGGAAGCUGGAAGAUGAUCCGUGUUCAGCUGAUUUUGACGAUGUCUUCCGAGACAUGACCUGGGUCGGGGUCGUGGGCAUUCAGGAUCCCCUUCGGCCUGAGGUUCCACCGGCGAUUCGGAAAUGUUAUUCCGCAGGAGUCCAAGUUAAGAUGGUGACUGGGGACAAUAUUGCAACUGCUACCGCGAUUGCGUCGUCUUGUGGUAUCAAGACUAAAAAUGGGUUAGUCAUGGAAGGCCACGAUUUCCGACAGUUGUCAGAUGAGGAAUUGGACCGGGUGAUUCCCCGCUUGCAGGUUCUGGCACGGUCUUCGCCAGAAGACAAGCGUAUCUUGGUAGAGCGGCUUAAAAUUCUUGGCGAAACAGUUGCUGUGACGGGUGACGGCACAAAUGACGGGCCUGCUUUGCGAACCGCGGACGUUGGAUUUUCUAUGGGUAUUGCCGGCACUGAGGUAGCCAAAGAAGCUAGCUCGAUUAUCCUCCUAGAUGAUAACUUUCGAUCCAUCGUUACGGCGAUCGCCUGGGGACGGACGGUAAACGACGCAGUUGCUAAGUUCCUUCAGUUCCAAAUCACGGUCAACAUCACGGCCGUCAUUCUGACCUUUGUGUCAUCCAUCUAUAGCGAUUCGAACAACCCCGUGCUGAAUGCUGUGCAGCUGCUCUGGGUGAAUCUCAUAAUGGAUACUUUUGCUGCACUGGCCCUAGCCACGGAUGGCCCGACGGCUGAAAUUCUGGAUCGAAAACCCGUGCCCAAGAGUGCCCCACUCUUCACUAUGAAUAUGUGGAAGAUGAUCCUCGGACAAACAGUCUACAAACUCGCUGUGAUCUUCAUGUUGUACUUCGCCGGAGACCAACUUUUGAAGCCACAGCUUGACAGCAACGACCCAGAUCUUCGAUCUAAACAGCUUUCCACGGUUGUCUUCAAUACAUUCGUAUGGAUGCAGGUUUUCAACGAAUUCAACUGCCGCCGCCUCGACAACAAGUUCAAUGUCUUCCAGGGCAUGUUUCGGAACUACUGGUUUUUGGGUAUCAACGCCGUCAUUGUCGGCGGACAAAUAAUGAUAAUAUACAUUGGCGGCCAAGCAUUUCGCGUGACUCGUCUCAGUGGCAUUUUAUGGGCUGUUUGUCUCAUCUGUGCCGUGGGGUGUAUGCCGUGGGCCAUGAUCCUGCGCAUGAUUCCUGACCACCAUUUUGCUUUCGUUUUCAAUGCCGUCGUCCGCAGUCUAUCGGUCAUCUUACGGCCGUUUGUCAAGGGCCUCCAGGCCUUUGGUAGAGGCAUCAAGGCUUGCUUCCGACCUGUGACCCGGUUUAUCCUCCGGGUUUUCUCUUGGCGAGUCUCAAAACACAAUGGAGAUUUUCCUGUUCGGGAGUCAACGAAUUCUCAGACCAAAGACAAGGAAUGGCCCGUUUCGAUGCAUCAGAGACAAAAGGAUACUCCUGAACGUCUUCAGGAGCCACCGCAAACCUCGGUCCUCCAAUCAUGA
Messenger RNA from Penicillium arizonense, 3816 nucleotides. RefSeq lists its product as uncharacterized. The record is from RefSeq and is a predicted model, not a curated record. Lineage: Eukaryota; Fungi; Ascomycota; Eurotiomycetes; Eurotiales; Aspergillaceae. The coding region runs from base 1 to 3816 and encodes 1271 amino acids. Gene Ontology annotation, cellular component: intracellular membrane-bounded organelle; membrane. Gene Ontology annotation, molecular function: ATP hydrolysis activity; P-type calcium transporter activity; ATP binding. Gene Ontology annotation, biological process: intracellular calcium ion homeostasis; calcium ion transmembrane transport. The transcript is spliced from 5 exons.